Messenger RNA from Acanthosepion pharaonis, 654 nucleotides. NCBI's taxonomy places the organism in Eukaryota, Metazoa, Mollusca, Cephalopoda, Sepiida, Sepiidae. The record is from the annotation of a GenBank genome assembly.
AUGGAAGUCAAGAAGGAGCAGAGGCCGAAUAUACAGUGCAUUUGUCAAAUCAUAACAGUUCAUGGAAGUUCAGAGGAAGGGAGCAGAGGCCGAAUAUACAGUGCAUUUGUCAAAUCACAACAGUUCAUGGAAGUUCCAGUUCAGAUGGGAGCAGAGGCCGAAUAUACAGUGCAGUUGUCAAAUCAUAACAGUUCAUGGAAGUUCAGUCCAGAAGGGGCAGAGGCCGAAUAUACAGUGCAUUUGCCAAAUCAUAACAGUUCAUGGGUUCAGGUCAGAAGGGAGCAGAGGCCGAAUAUACAGUGCAUUUGUCCAAUCAUAACAGUUCAUGGAAAGUUCAGUCAGAAGGGAGCAGCCGAAUAUACAGUGCAUUUGUCAAAUCAUAACAGUUCAUGGAAGUUCAGUCAGAAGGGAGCAGAGAUUUGUCAAGCCGAAUAUACAGUGCAUUUGUCAAAUUCAUCAACAGUUCCAUGGAAGUUCAGUCAGAAGGGAGCAGAGGGGCCGAAUAUACAGUGCAUUUGUCAAAUCAUAACAAGUUCAGUCAGAAGGGAGCAGAGGCCGAAUAUAGCAGUGCAUUUUGUCCAAAUCAUAACAGUUCAUGAAGUUCAGUCAGAAGGGAGCAGAGGCCGAAUAUACAGUGCAGUUGUCAAAUCAUAA